AUGGAGCUAGAUGAGUGGAGAGAGUCAGUUGGAGAUGAAAUCGGUGCCAUGAUCAAGAAUGAUACUUGGUAUGAAACUGAGCUUCCCAAAGGAAAGAAAGCAGUAACAAGUCGCCUACUCUUCACUAUCAAGUAUCUAGCUAAUGGGAAACAAGAGAGGAAGAAGACAAGAGGGUUUAUAAAAUUUGAAGCUGAUCAUACACUCUUCACCCUCACAAACAAGCAAGGAAUUGUGGUGAUUCUGAUUUAUGUAGAUGAUAUUAUCAUCACAGGAAGUGACAAGGAUGGUAUCAUCUCAACCAAAGCUUUUCUUAAGCCUACUUUUGAUAUUAAAGAUUUGAGUGAGCUGGAGUACUUUCUAGGGAUAGAAAUGUGCCGCUCUAAAGAUGGACUUUUCUUAUCUCAAGGAAAGUACACGCUUGAUCUUUUAAAUGAAACAGGAAAGCUUGGAGAAAGAAUAGCUAAGACACCUCUUGAAGAAGGAUACAAAGCCUUGUGUGAGGGAGGGACUGAAGAUAAGCCAUUUGGAGACUUCAAACUCUAUAGGAGAAUGGUUGGGAAGCUGAUUUAUCUAACCAUUACAAGACCAGAGAUCUGA
Brassica oleracea var. oleracea is the source of this 597-nucleotide messenger RNA. RefSeq lists its product as uncharacterized. The record is from RefSeq and is a predicted model, not a curated record. The coding region runs from base 1 to 597 and encodes 198 amino acids. NCBI's taxonomy places the organism in Eukaryota, Viridiplantae, Streptophyta, Magnoliopsida, Brassicales, Brassicaceae. The transcript has 2 exons.